Molecule: messenger RNA, 1916 nt
Organism: Boleophthalmus pectinirostris (great blue-spotted mudskipper)
Lineage: Eukaryota; Metazoa; Chordata; Actinopteri; Gobiiformes; Gobiidae
Gene: srsf6a
Product: serine and arginine rich splicing factor 6a
Exons: 6
Coding region: 104-1270 (388 amino acids)
Biological process (GO): alternative mRNA splicing, via spliceosome; mRNA splice site recognition
Cellular component (GO): nucleus; cytoplasm; ribonucleoprotein complex
Molecular function (GO): mRNA binding
Source: RefSeq, a predicted model, not a curated record
UCCCUCGGAAUCGGAGUCUGCCGCCGCCGCCGCUUCGUUCAGCGUGAGUCCCCGAGAGUCCAGGCCCGAAACACGCCACACGCCGCAACUUUGGACCCGAACCAUGCCUCGAGUUUACAUCGGCAGACUUAGCUACCAUGUCCGCGAGAAAGACAUCCAGAGGUUUUUCAGCGGAUAUGGCAAGCUCAUGGAGAUCGAUCUAAAAAACGGGUAUGGCUUCGUGGAGUUUGAAGACAACCGUGACGCCGACGAUGCCGUUUACGAGCUGAAUGGGAAGGAGCUAUGCGGGGAGCGGGUGAUAGUGGAGCAUGCCCGCGGACCCCGCAGAGACCGAGACGGCUACGGUGGGGGUUACUGGGGUGGUGGGCGCAGUAGUGGUGGUGGUGGUGGUGGAGGCGGCGGCGGUGGUGGUGGUGGUGGAGGAUACAGCAGCAGCCGGAGUCGCUCUGGCAGAGACAAGUACGGGCCCCCGGUCCGUACUGAGUACCGCCUCAUUGUGGAGAACUUGUCCAGCCGCUGCAGCUGGCAAGACCUGAAGGACUUCAUGCGUCAGGCAGGAGAGGUGACCUAUGCAGAUGCCCACAAGGAACGCACCAAUGAGGGAGUGAUUGAGUUCAGGAGUUACUCAGACAUGAAGAGGGCCCUGGACAAACUGGAUGGAACGGACAUCAACGGCAGGAAGAUCCGCCUGGUGGAGGACCGGCCCAAGAGGAGGAGGUCAUACUCAGGCAGUCGCUCCAGGUCUCGUAGUCGGCGCCGCUCUCGCAGCAGGUCCAGGUCGAGGUCCAGGAGCCGCUCCAGGUCUCACUCCAGAUCUCGUUCCCGUAGCAACAAGAGACGUCAUCACUCUCGCUCUAAAUCUGGAAGGAAGUCCCGCUCAAAGUCUGCAGGGAGUAAAUCUCGCUCCCGUAGGUCCAGGUCUCUUUCUAACAAGUCCAAGUCCCGGUCCAGGUCUCGUAAGUCCAGGUCUGGUUCAGCCGAGCGCAAGUCCAAGUCUCGCUCCAAGAGCCGCUCCAAGGUGAAGUCUGAGCGAGACUCACGCAGCAGGUCCAAGGAGCCGUCAGGAGACAAGAAGUCCCGCAGCCGCUCUGCGUCUCCCAUGGAGAACGGGAAAGGGGACCACGCCAAGUCCAUGUCCCGCUCGCCAUCGCCGCAGGAGGACGAGCGCAGGUCCAAGUCCAGAGAGAAGCACUCGGCCUCACGCUCAAAGUCCAGAUCCAAGUCCCGCUCCAGGUCUAGGUCUAGGUCCAGAUCAGCUUCUCAGGAGUAGUGUUGAUUUCCCUUUUUGUUUUCUUAAGAUGUAUAUAAGAUGCGCUGUUGAACUAGGUGUCACUUCCCAAUUCAACAAACUUUGUCUUGAGGGUGCACUCGGCGUGAUGUUCAAGUGGUUUGUCAUGGCUCAAAUCAAUUUAAUUGAUGAAAUUAUUUUGCUUUCAUGGAGCUUUGCACAGAUUUGCAGAUUUUCGAUCUGGGCUCAGGCAGAUGUAAUGGCAUUGAGUGCCCCCCUUGUUAACCACAGAAAGUCAAGGCAUCCUUCGCUAAACUGAGUGUUUUGUACUUCACAUUUGAACAAUGUACAAAUGCCCCAUGAUCCCUUUUUUAUUGAUGUAGUUUGUGUUUAGUAUCUAAAUGCUUUUGUUUGCUUUUUCAUUUCAGUGAGCCCUCUGGUUUUUCCACAUAUUGCUCAAAUGUAACAGCAGCUUUUGAAUUAAAUGCUUGACAACGUUGCAUAUUUUUAAUUUGCCAUACCAGGGCUUUACAUUUAGUGUAGCUUCAUUGGGUUUAAAAAGACCGCAUUCCCAUGGGAUUACCCGAAAAACCCCUUCACUUCAUCUGUGGAAUAUAGUUUUUUCAUGCUAACAGGUCCAGACUGGAUGUUUUUUAUUAUGUGUAUGAAUAAAAGGUCUUAAAGAAAA